UGUCAACAGCAACAAGCGUAUAUUGGUAUGCUUGAUUUCAAUAGCCUUUGACUAUCAACGUUCCCACGUUCUCGCUGUUGUUUGAUGGCCUUGAAGGAUAUGGGAACAUGAAGCUCUGAGAAUCGUGGCAUACAACCUUGAAUCGCCGUUACAACACAUCUUCCGAGCCAUCGUGGCAAUUCAACACAUACUGCGGAUCUUCCAGCCCCAGCACAGCGUCACUAUUCCCAGACUGAUGAAGUGCCCUCGCCACCACCAGAAAGCGGUCUUUUUGCGGAUGUUUUUGCAGAUUGCGAAGUGCGCGCCUGAUCACCAUACCCGUUCUAACCUCGCCAAAAUCCAAUCCCAUCGCACGUACAACUCUAAAUGUUCGUUGUGGAUGGUGCUCGAAGCACUUCCAGAGAGCAAGCAGACGACGGUCGUUCCAGUCGUUUACAAGAUCGCGGACCAGGGCAUGCUCGCGGGCAGGCUGAUCUAGGUCUUGGUAGUGGUUUUCGAGGUCACUCGUGAUGGUUUCAAUAUUCUUUUGGGGAGAUUUCUUGGUCUUGUUGUUGUUCUUCGGCUGCGUGGUGAAGGCAUAUAUAUCUUUGGCAGAGCGGUAUUGCGACAUCUUUAGCCGUGGGGUAGUCGCCAGUAAUGGCAUUGAAGACGUGUUGUGGUUUGCGCCAUGGUGGCACCAAAAAUAACGCAUCAGAAGUAUCUUUUAUAGCGGUAGGCAAGGGGCUUAUGGAUGGAAGAUGCUGUAUCACGAGGAGCUUCGUGUGCCAUACCUCGCAUGGGACGCUCCAUUUAUAACAUAUUAAUAGGCCCUCGCACUGUGUCACAUGUUUUAGAUGAAGCGUGCGAUAUGAAUGUCGCACGCCAACCUGUGGAAUUCAUUCAUCGAUCUAUCUUGUUUUCGUGGCAGUGAUCCGGUCAAGAAGAUGAUAUGUACGAAGCGCC
Bipolaris sorokiniana ND90Pr is the source of this 942-nucleotide messenger RNA. RefSeq lists its product as uncharacterized. The coding region runs from base 236 to 478 and encodes 80 amino acids. The transcript has 2 exons. Lineage: Eukaryota; Fungi; Ascomycota; Dothideomycetes; Pleosporales; Pleosporaceae. The record is from RefSeq and is a predicted model, not a curated record.